Lithohypha guttulata is the source of this 2319-nucleotide messenger RNA. RefSeq names its product Mitochondrial outer membrane protein iml2 (gene IML2). Lineage: Eukaryota; Fungi; Ascomycota; Eurotiomycetes; Chaetothyriales; Trichomeriaceae. Gene Ontology annotation, cellular component: nucleus; cytosol; mitochondrial outer membrane. The transcript has 2 exons. The record is from RefSeq and is a predicted model, not a curated record. Bases 1 to 2319 code for a protein of 772 amino acids.
AUGUCGGUCUUUGGAAAAUGGCUAAGCCGUGGCAAGGCGACUGUCUCUCACGAGAGGCUAGACUUGCAAGCAGAAGCUCAGAACAUGGACUUGGCUCUCCGUGCAGCAGAGAAGAUCAUGAACGACGAUAUCGUGGGUGCUGAGGAAGCUCUUAAAGGGGGCGAUUCAGCAUUUCACAAACUUUCCAAAGGCACAUUGGGCUUUAUGAAAUCCACGUUAGGUUUCGAGCAGGAGGUCAUGAAGGAAGCCACACAGCUGUUAGCAGAGGCUGAAAACAGUGCCUAUACUUACUAUUACAAAGCACAACACGAUACGAGUGCCUUCCAGUCCAACAUCUACGACAAGGGUGCCGAGUUUCUUCUGUGCCAAGCUGAGGCGCAGAUCAUGAGUGCCGUGGUGGGUGUAUUGAACGAGAGCCUGACAGAAUCACUCAAGGGAUUUUACAAGAUGAGAAAGGCAUACAUGAUUUUGGAGAGCUUGAUGGCCCAGGAGCAGAAGUACAUGCAAGCUAGAGCUGUACAGAGCUUGCAAGGCUCGCAUAUGGCAUCCAAAGAGAGUUUGACAUCUCUGCAUUCUGCACACUCAAAUACUAAUCCUAUCAUCGUGGAGCCUCCAGUACAAUCACAGCCUGCAAAGCCAUCUGGACUUAGAAACGCCAUGACCUCGAACAGGACAGAGUCUCCAGAUUCUGACGAGUUCGUCGAGGCGGAUGAGAAUCACUCUCAACAUCCAGUAACGCAGAAGUACGAAGGUCAUCUCGGAAAAUCUGGCCCUCGGCAGGACUUUGGAGAUGACCUGGACCAGAAACUUCAGCGUCUAGACGUGAACUCAAACCUGCUUGGCACUUCACCCACACCAUCGGAAAUGGGCUCCCGUCCUCCUCUAUCACGAACAACAACUGGUGGCAGUAAAUUUGGGCUGAUAGAGAUCGAAGCCGACGACCAAGUAUUCAAGAACUCAUUGGACGUCUUCAUACACUCUGGGACCAAUCUCAUGUUCGGCAUCAUAUCACUCAUGAUUUCUGUAAUACCGCCUACCUUUGCAAAGGUGCUUGCUGUGAUCGGCUUUCGUGGAAACCGCGAGAAAGGCAUGCGUAUGUUGUGGCAGGCAAGCAGAUUCUCCAAUGUCAACGGUGGCAUGGCGGCAUUGGUUCUUUUCGGCUGGUAUAACGGACUUAUUGGAUUCUGCGAUAUCUAUUCAGAUCCUGAUCCUAGCGUACCACUCAUGGACCAAGUUGAAGGUUAUCCUUCCGACAGGCUCAAAGGCCUGUUAGCGGAAAUGAGGAACAGAUACCCAGAUAGUCAUCUCUGGAUGAUCGAAGAGGCAAGGAUGGCUGCCGCUGGUCGAGAUAUCGACAGAGCACUAGAACUGCUAGGACGCGCUGGCAAAAGCGACAUGAAGCAGUUGCAAGCACUACAGGUUUUUGAGAAGAGCUUGAAUGCUCAGAAUUCGCACCACUACGAAUUGUGCGCAGAAUCCUUCCUGGAAUGCGUUGAGCUGAAUGCAUGGUCGCAAGCACUAUACUAUUUCGUGGCCGGAGCUGCACUUUUGCAAAGAUCGCGGGAUUUGGCUGCGGAAGGCAAUGCUGCCGAAGCACAGAAACUUGCGACAUUGGCGGAAGAGCACAUCAAGAAGGCGCCCUCCUUUGUGGGCAAGAAGAAAAUGAUGGGCCGACAGUUGCCUUUUGACCUAUUUGUGCAAAGAAAGGUCAACAAGUGGACAGCAAACUCUGCCGCUUGGGGCUGCUCCUUCCUCGAUGCAGUUGGUGUACCACCUAUUGAAGAAUCGAUCUUCCUCUGGAACGGAUACAAGAAGAUGAACGAGUCCCAACUACAAAAGAGUCUGCAGAACCUCGAGCGAGCAGAGCAGAGCCCACACUGGGACAAGCAGGGUAUCGAUGCGCAAACUGUGGCUACACUGCUCCGUGCCACUAUUUAUCGCAAUCUACGACAGCAUAAAAAAGCACAGGCAAUACUGGAAGAAAAUGUCUUCGUCCACGACAAGAGUGCCUUCUCAGCUCCUGGUAUGGACACGUGGGCAGCACCAGCCUCGUAUUACGAGCAUGCAGUAAACUCGUGGCAGCAACGCAACGAGUACAUUGUGAGGUUUGGCACCAGCCUCGCUGGACCAUCUGCGAACCAGCAGAGUGCAUCUAACGCAGAGAUUGUGGCCGAUCGUGUGCAUGUCGCCAGCGCUAGGAAGCACGUCGAGACAGCAAAGAACUGGGGCUCCUACGAGCUUGAUGCCAGGAUAGGAAUGAAGAUUACUGCCGCCCUGGGCGCGAUUGGAAAGUGGGAGGCACGGAACGGUGUAGCAUAG